Mugil cephalus (flathead mullet) is the source of this 1052-nucleotide messenger RNA. RefSeq names its product mitochondrial ribosomal protein L24 (gene mrpl24). Gene Ontology annotation, biological process: translation. The record is from RefSeq and is a predicted model, not a curated record. The transcript has 6 exons. Gene Ontology annotation, cellular component: mitochondrion; ribosome. Gene Ontology annotation, molecular function: structural constituent of ribosome; RNA binding. The coding region runs from base 33 to 806 and encodes 257 amino acids. Lineage: Eukaryota; Metazoa; Chordata; Actinopteri; Mugiliformes; Mugilidae.
CAAUGUAAUAAGUUCCCUAAGCUCGACAGUAGAUGUGCCUUUGCGCAUGCGUGAAGCCAGGCCCGUUCCUCCUGUCCAGAAGGGGGCGCUGCUUGUCGGUGUUGUUGGUUGUGUCCACCCUGCUACAUGUGACAUUGACAUCAACCGGAGGCACAAUGAGGCUGACGGCACUCCUGUCGAUGGCAGCCAAGGUGGUUGCGCCCAGAGAUUUGCGCUACGGUACCAAUAGGCCGUGGACCUUAGCUGCCCAGAAGCUGAAUCCUCCUGGGAAGAAGAGGAGAAAGGUGUUUGUGGAGCCGCUGACUGCAGAGGACUGGUGCAUAGUCAAGGGGGACAUGGUCGAGAUUCUUGCGGGGAAGGACAAAGGAAAGCAGGGAAAAGUGACCCAAGUCUUCAGACGCAGAAACUGGGUUAUUCUGGAGGGACUGAACACACAUUACAGGUACAUUGGAAAAUCUGGGGAUUACCGUGGGACCUACAUUGCCAGUGAGGCUCCACUUCUGCUCCGUGAUGUCGCCCUUAUUGACCCAUCAGACAGGAAGCCCACUGAGAUAGAGUGGAAGUACACAGAAGAGGGUGAGAAAGUCAGAGUGUCCCUCAGGACGGGUCGAAUCAUCCCAAAGCCUAUUUUUGAGCGCCGAGAUGGCAUCGUGCCACAACAGUGGAAAGAUGGGCCUAAAGAUACCAGCACUGAAGACGCUCUAGAAAAGACCUAUGUACCAUCUCUGAAAACCCUGGAGGAGGAGGUCAUGGAGAAAAUGGGUAUCCAAGAAACCAGGAGGCACCGGAAGUCCUACUGGUACUGACCAAACAAACCAGAGACACUCCUUACUGUGCUGUCCAGUUUUCUUAUGAACCUACGUUGUUCUGAUGGGAGUGAAGCUGAAUGUCAAAUCAAACAAUAAUUGUUUGAGGAAGCCGAGAAAAAGACGCACGAACUUUAAACUACUAUUGCAACGUACACAUUAUUACUUAGAUGUUCUCUGAAUUGUUCUCUGUUUACAAAUGUAUCAGAGUUUCUUUAUAAUGUUGUGAAUAAAUGUCAAACAGAA